Molecule: messenger RNA, 2096 nt
Organism: Castor canadensis (American beaver)
Lineage: Eukaryota; Metazoa; Chordata; Mammalia; Rodentia; Castoridae
Source: RefSeq, a predicted model, not a curated record
AUGAGUGGAGAUCGCUCUGCGGCGGUCGGCGGAGAUUGUUGGGAGCGGUCAAAGUUAUGCCCUUUCUCAGUGAUUAUGCUGCAGAGAGAUAUUCUUGGUCCUUCCAUCAAUGGCUUAGCUUCACUGAUUCGGAUGCCUUAUGGUUGUGGUGAACAGAACAUGAUAAACUUUGCUCCAAAUAUUUACAUAUUGGAUUAUCUGACCAAAAAGAAACAACUAACAGAUAAUGUAAAAGAAAAGGCCCUUUCAUUUAUGAGACAAGGUUACCAAAGAGAACUUCUCUAUCAGAGGGAUGAUGGCUCUUUCAGUGCUUUUGGGAAUGCUGACCCUUCUGGGAGCACAUGGUUGUCAGCUUUUGUUUUAAGAUGUUUCCUUGAAGCUGAUUCUUACAUAGAUAUUGAUCAGAAUGUGUUACACAGAACAUAUACUUGGCUCAAAGGACGUCAGAAAUCCAAUGGUGAAUUCUGGGAGCCAGGAAGAGUUAUCCACAGUGAACUUCAAGGUGGCAACAAAAGUCCAGUAACACUUACAGCCUAUAUUGUGACUUCUCUCCUGGGAUACAAAAAGUUUCAGCAUAAUUUUGACAUACAAGACUCGGUCAAGUUUUUGGAGUCUGAAUUUAAUAGAGGAGUUUCCAACAAUUAUACUCUAGCUCUUAUUACUUAUGCACUGUCGUCAGUUGGAAGUCCUAAAGCCAAGGAAGCUUUGCAAAUGCUGACUCUUCGUGCUGAACAAGAAGGAGACAUGCGAUUCUGGAUGUCACCCAUGUCUGUACUUUCUGAGUCCUGGCAGCCACGCUCCCUGGAUAUUGAAGUUGCAGCCUACGCACUGCUCUCACAUUUUCUGCAGUUUCAGGUUUCCGAGGGAAUCCCAAUCAUGAGGUGGCUAAGCCGGCAAAGAAGUAGCUUGGGAGGGUUUGCAUCCACCCAGGAUACCAUUGUGGCUUUAAAGGCUCUCUCCGAAUUUGCAGCCCUCAUGAAUACAGAGAGGACAGACAUCCAUGUGACUGUGAUGGAACCUCACUUACUACAUCCCCUAACGUUUCAGAUCGACACACACAACCGUCUUCUCCUUCAGACAGCACAGCUCGCUGCAGUACAGCCAGUGGCAGUUAAUAUUUCUGCAAAUGGUUUUGGAUUUGCAAUUUGUCAGCUCAAUGUGAUUUAUAAUGUGAAAGAUUCAGGGUCUUUUAGAAGACGGAGAGAUAUUCAAAAUCAAGAAGCUUUUGAUUUAGAUGUCAGUGUAAAAGAUAGCAAAGAUGAUAUCAAUCAUGUGAAUUUGAAUGUGUGCACAAGGUUUUUGGGCCCGGAUAGGAGUGGAAUGGCCCUUAUGGAAGUCAAUCUUCUCAGUGGCUUUACUGUGCCUUCUGGUGCAAUUCCUCUGAGUGAGAUAGUGAAGAAAGUUGAACAUGAUCCUGGAAAACUCAACCUUUAUUUAGAUUCUGUAAAUGAAACCGAGUUUUGUGUUGAUAUUCCUGCUGUGAGAAACUUUAAAGUUUCAAAUACCCAAGAUGCUUCAGUAUCCAUCGUGGAUUAUUAUGAGCCAAGGAGACUGGCGGUGAGAAGUUACAACUCCAAAGCGAAGCUGUUUUCUUGUGACCUUUGCGGAGAUGCCCAGGGCUGCAGUCCUUGUGAGAAGACUUCAGGGUCUCUUCGUCACUCCCCAGUCCUCUUCAUUUUCUAUUUCAUGCUUCUAUGUUCAUUGCAACAUUGGCUGUGAUUUAUUUUUUACAGACUUUAUGUAAAACUAACAUUUCUAAAACAAUCACGUGAUUGUUUUCUUUUCAUAAUUGAAUAUUGCCUUUGACUAUUUUGAAGAAAUUUUUUUUCUUUCAAUGGGACUCAUUGCAGGGGGCAGGGAUAUUCCUAGAAGGUUGUGUUGCAUUGAUCUCUUCACCUGACUUUUGUGUGGAAGAAAAUCAGAAUGAUUGCAGUUGCAUGUCUUUACUUCCCCCUCUUGAAAUCUUUUAGAAUUUUUUGGGGGGAGAAUUUUUUUCUCCAGAAUGAAAGUAUUAGAUUAUUCUUCUCAUUUUGUUAAAUCAUGAGCAUAGGAAGUUUGCUUUAGUAUUAAUGAUGGAUUUACCUGGGGGAUAGUGG